UUGUGUGUGUGUGAUCAGUGCUAUUUAUAACUUCAUGCUAGCGAAAGCGGACAGACUAACAGCUGGCCAUCGCUCUGACAGCCCUCCGUUUGGCCAGAGCCCCCCAGUCCUGCUCAGAGAGAAACCCAGCACAGAUCCAGACUGAGCUCUCGACACAACCUGACACGGCGCAGACAGCAUGUCUCGGCACACUCUGAUGUCAACACAGGAGAGGAAAAAGCAGGCGGCUGCUAUUUGUAGAGAGAUCCAUGCCACUGAUGAACCAGAGAUGGAUCUAGGGAGGAAAAUUAGCGCACCGAAGGAGAUCAUGUUGGAUGAACUUUCCUUAGCAUCAAACAGGGGCUCCCGUCUGUUCAAGAUGCGGCAGAUGCGCUCAGAGAAAUACACCUUUGAAAGUAUUCAGAAUGAAGUCAACACACAGCACAAUAUUGAUGCCAUUUCUCAGGGCCCAAGUGCUAAAAUGACAAACAUUUUAAAUAAUGAACACUGUCUUGGGGAUGACCAGGUACCAAAUACACUUAACCCUGAGACUAUUGCCCCAGGUUACGCUGGUCCCUUGAAGGAUGUUCCAGCAGAGAAGUUCAACUUUACAGCAAUGCCCAGAUCCUACCAGUCGCCCUGGGAACAGGCCCUCAUUAGUGACCCCUCUCUGGCCGAAACGCUGGUCGCCCGCAUGCCUGAGCCCCAAACCAGACAAGAGAUUCCCCAAUACAAGAGCUUCAACAGGGUGGCUAUUCCAUUCGGUGGUUUUGGCAAGGCACCCAAAGUCCCUGUUAAACCUGUGGAUGUGAACCCCAGCCUCCCCAGUCCUGUGAUCGCAGCACCCGCGGGGGUUAAACGGCCCACCUUCAACAGAACGGCCUCGGGCUGGGUGACUGACAGCGCCCCUCUGAUGCUUCCCAGCAUCCCCCUUGAGCCCAUAUCAUCCAUGUCUUCCACAUUUAUCCCUGAGUCAGAUGAACUCUGAGUGUUAUCCUUAUCAUUGUGAGCUUGAUUGUCACUGGAAUAUACAUUACUGGUUAAUUGUUUGGACUAAUUACAAUUUCUUAUUGUUUUUAAAAGAAGCAAGGCCGCAUUUAUUUGAUCAAAAAUAGAGUAAUAUUUAGAAAUGUGCUUUUUUUUUUUGUCAAAUUUAAAUUAUUUCUGUAUCCAGAACAGUAUUUUCAGCAUCAUUACUCCAGUCUUCAGUGUCACAUGAUCUUUCAGAAAUCAUUAUAAUAUGCUGAUUUGCUGUUCGAGAAAUAUUUUUGAUUAUUAUCAGUGUUGAAAACAGUCGGGCUGCUUAAUAUUUUGUGGAAGCUAUUAUACAGUUCAAAUGUAAGAGAAAGAAAGAAAGAAAGAAAGAAAGAAAGAAAGAAAGAAAG
Carassius auratus (goldfish) is the source of this 1364-nucleotide messenger RNA. Its product is annotated as myozenin-2-like. Bases 179 to 967 code for a protein of 262 amino acids. Gene Ontology annotation, molecular function: actin binding; telethonin binding; FATZ binding. The record is from RefSeq and is a predicted model, not a curated record. The transcript has 6 exons. Gene Ontology annotation, cellular component: Z disc; actin cytoskeleton. NCBI's taxonomy places the organism in Eukaryota, Metazoa, Chordata, Actinopteri, Cypriniformes, Cyprinidae.